CGAAAUAUGAAAAAUUAAGGCGGCGACUCACCUGAAGUCUGUUCCCGCCACGGCUCCACCGUCAAAAUUGAUACACAGAAAGACGCAUAGAAGCGGAUUUACACCUGCUACCGGCCGAAACUCACCUCUUUUUGAGAUUAUUCUAUUCGGAAUUCUCGCCAAUUCCGGAAGGCGUACGAAAAAAUCUUCCAUGAAGUCCAACAAACAACGAAAGAGAAAAACUGUUGAUGUUAGCAGAAAACAAGACGAAUACAUGGGUGUGUCCGUGAAGAAGUCUGCAAAUGGGGCUAGCAGGGUGUCUCAGAAAGCUACAGAAAGUAUGGGGAUGCCUCAUUUGGAGCCUCAAAUUCAACUGCAGAUUCCCACUGUAAAGGUCAAGCUGCAGCUAUUCCCGAUAAAUGAAGAAACCCGCAUGAAAUUGGAGAAGGAUGGCCACAACCCAUUUCUGGAACUAACUCUAAGUGCUCGGAAGAGGAUAUCAUCAGUGGUCAGACACCUGAAUACUAAAUGGGGCAAUUCAAGUGUAGCCAAAGGACAACUGAUGGUUUUCCCUUACGGUACAAAAUUGGAACAAGUAGCUUCAUGCAAAAGAUGGACUUUGAAUGAUUCUUCUACUACUGUUGGGGAGGUGUAUGCUGAUGUGGGAAGUCCUUCCAUUUUUCGUCUAAGGUAUGGCUGGUGCUCCAAUUUUCUGCAGCCGAUGUUUGGCACGCCUCCUGAAACUUGUCUUCCCGAGGGUCAUAGAGAGGAAAAACAUGACGAAUAUAGAGAAGAUUUUGAAAAUCAGACCAAUGUGAAUGAUGCUUUGCAUACAGCUGUGACUGAGCAGAAAAUUUUAGACGUGCCUGCUGACUUGGUGGUACACCCAUCCAUCCCUUGGGAUGAUAAUUUGACCAACUUGAGUAUCGGAGGCCUCCUAUCCGAAAUAUCAAUGCAGGGUAAACUUAAUAAAUCAGAUCCCAAUUCGGUUACCAAGCCUGUCAUGCAGCCAGUAGGACUAAUAUCUGACAUCAGCAUAGGCGAUCUGCUUUCUGAAGCAUCUCUGUUGGGUAAGAUGUGCAAUCCUGGCACGAGACCAGAAAACGAGUCAUCCUUGCAGCCCAUAUUCCUGGUGGCCAGCGAUUUAAGCAUCGGGGGCUUAUUGUCUGAAGCAUCUCUACUUUCGAACAAGAAUAACUCGGAUGCACAGAAAAUUGAGGCACGCCAAGCACAAAUCCAGUCUCCGUGGUUUGAUGAGUUAACUGCCUUGAGCAUUGGAGGCCUGUUGUCCGAGGUGUCCUUGCAGGCCAAGGCAGGAGGUGGUGGCACCGAGUUAAAGGAUGCUAAAUCUGGCUUGCUGCCUAAUACACUUUUAUCUGGUUCAUCUGAUUCUCUUAUUUUCUCCCAGUUAAACGGGAGUUCGAAAUGGACAAAACCUUCAUCUUCUCAUGAGCCAAAUCAUCUGUCUAUCUUGGAUGCUGAAGAGACAUGUCAUGCUUUUCCCGUCCCGAAGCUUCAAAAAGGCAUAGAUAAAGAAACUUCUGUUGCAAGAGUUGGCUCUAGUGGGUGUAGCAAGGAGACAAGCUCGAAUCAGGUUCUAUUUCCUAUGGCUGCUAAUAAAAAUGAGACUGCUUUUCCGAAAAAUUUUUCUUGUCAAGAACUCAAGACAAGCCCUUCGCCUCAUUCUCUGGGUGCCUUUAAUGAGGAACAAAUCAAUAAUCAAUCCCUAGGAUAAGCUUUUGGACCCUUUGAUACUUGAUCUGGGUGGGAGACAUUUUUAACACAAGAACACGUGAAAAAACGAUGUUUUCGAGCGAUAAUGACACAAGUAAAGAGGUAAAUCUUGACAUGUGGAAAUUUGGAAUCUCACGAAGUGGGAGAGUAGAAAUUGGAGUGGGUGAAAUUAGUCGAUUUUCGAUGCAGCAGUGGUUACCAAACUGUCCCUGGUAGCAUUUUGAUCAACAAUCUCGGGCAAGAUCCAAUCUCAAAUAGCAUAUGAGAGCUUCAAAAUUGGAUUCUUAUUUUAGAGGGCCAAACAUUUUUCUUUUACUAUCCAAAUUGUUUACCCGGAAUAGAAACUUGGUCUGUUUUGGGAUAUAUAUGUUCUUCAGGGUAUCAUUACUUGUUAGUUUAUAGAUCCUUUGGCUAUACGAAUUUCUAUCAUAUGAGCAUUAGUGAUUGCAUUUCAAGUUUUUGUUUUUUUAA
This is a messenger RNA of Striga asiatica, 2184 nucleotides long. NCBI's taxonomy places the organism in Eukaryota, Viridiplantae, Streptophyta, Magnoliopsida, Lamiales, Orobanchaceae. The record is from the annotation of a GenBank genome assembly.